Messenger RNA from Mya arenaria, 2101 nucleotides. RefSeq names its product heat shock 70 kDa protein 12A-like. The transcript has 5 exons. Gene Ontology annotation, molecular function: ATP binding; ATP-dependent protein folding chaperone. Lineage: Eukaryota; Metazoa; Mollusca; Bivalvia; Myida; Myidae. The record is from RefSeq and is a predicted model, not a curated record. The coding region runs from base 237 to 1958 and encodes 573 amino acids.
UUCUAAAAAUUGUUAAUCGGAAAUAUUGCUUUUCAGAAUUUUUUUUUAUCUGGGUCCAGAUGAUUUCGGAUAAACGGUGUUUGAAUGUAGUCAUACACAUGACUGGUUCACAGAAUAUUAAGAAGAUUACUGGCUGCAAUAUUUUAACAGAUAACAUAUUACAAAGAAACCCGGGCAGAUAUUGAUACAACCUGGUCUCGAGGAUCAUCAAGAGUGGCGUGUUGUUUUACUUAGCCAUGGCAAGCGAUGCUCAAAGCCUGACCCUGCUGGUUGCCGCUUUCGACUUCGGAACCACUUACAGUGGCUAUGCUUUCUCUUUCCGAGACGACCCAAACAAGAUUCAGACAAACCAGAGCUGGUACGCAGGGGGUGUGACAUCAAGAUUGGUCUCUUUAAAGACCCCAACAUCUGUCCUAUUAAACACAAUUGGAGAGUUUGACAAAUUUGGUUACGAGGCCGAAGACAAGUACGCAAACCUAGCUGACGACGAUGAGCACCACGGCUGGAGGCUUUUUAGGAGGUUUAAGAUGAUGUUGCAUAAUAAUAAGCACUUGACAAAAGAUGUUACGGUUGAGGACGUUUGCGGAAAACAGAUGACCGCUUUCCCGUUGUUUGUUAUGUCGUUAAAAUAUCUGAGAGAACACCUACUGGAGGCGGUUACCAAACAAAAGAUUGGAAUCGAAGAGACGGACAUUUUGUACGUGUUGACCGUCCCGGCUAUCUGGGAUGAGAAUGCAAAGAGAUUUAUGAGGGAUGCGGCGGAAGAAGCUGGAAUUGACCCAAAUCGCCUUAAGCUGGCCCUGGAGUCGGAGUGUGCCUCGAUCUGGUGCGAAACGUUGGAUAUGGACGUUAAGGGCGCUCUGGCUGAUCAAGGAGCACAGUACAUGGUCAUCGAUCUUGGAGGAGGAACGGCCGAUAUAUCUGUUCAUGAGAGGAAACCAGACGGAACCCUGAAGGAAAUCCACAAAGCCAGUGGAGGUCCAUGGGGAGGCAUAUCUGUGGAUGAAAAUUAUGUGAAAAUGUUGAAUGAACUUUUCGGAGAAAAAGCUCUCACUGACCUCCGAAAUACGGAAAUGAGCGAUUAUUUUGACGUCACUCGGGAAUUUGAAUACAAGAAACGGUCAUUUGAACCUGACAAAACAACGCAGAUAAUUGUUCGUAUUUCUGCUUCACUGAGGGACCUUGCGUGCAAGUAUUCAUCGAUUUCCCUAGAGGAACGAAUUACGGCCUUAAAAGUACAGGAACAUUCCAUCACACAAAAGGGCAAAGACAAGCUAAAGAUUGAUUCAGUACUUGUCCAAUCAUGGUUUGAACGACCAAUAGAUAAGUUGGUUCAUCAUAUAAAGUCUCUUUUAGCAGAACCAAAUAUGAAAAGCGUGCAAACAGCUAUUCUUGUCGGCGGCUUCGGUGAAAGCCUUUACGUUCAUAAGAGAAUGAGGAAUGAAUUACCCGGCGUGAGACUGAUCGUUCCUCCUGACGCGGGCCUCGCCGUGUUGAAAGGCGCCGUAAGGUUUGGACACAACCCCUUCAUUGUCUCUUCUAGGCUGAUGAAGUACACGUAUGGGACAGAAGUGUAUCGAAUGUUUGAUGAAAAGAAAUAUCAGGAGGAGACGGUUUGGAUGAAUGGAAAUUGGUAUGUUCCUAAAUGUUUCGAUGUGUACGUGAGGAUAAACGAGGAGGUGAGAGUAGACCAACAGGUUACCAUGGAGAGUAUUCCUAACAGUGAAAUAUCCAUCACACCCAUCUACAGGACCACACAGGUGAGCCCCGAGUACACAACAGACCCCGAAUGUGAACUAAUAGGGACAAUUACACUGGAAAACAGCUUGGACAUUCCGUUUGAAGAACAAGAUAUAACAACUACGUUUAUGUUCGGGGAUACGGAGUUGCUAGUGAUGACAAAGAACGCAUUCACGGGAAAAGAAGCGUUAAUGACGUUUGAGUGUUUCACUGAAUAAAUAUUUUGUCAGACGACGAGUUUGAAAAUGCAAACUUAACACUCAUGUCACAAAAUAUUUAAUUAUUUUAGACGUUUCACAAAACUCUUUUUCGAGAAUGUUUUGGACAUAUUGUUUGUACAUAUCUCUACUAGGUUAAUAAA